Molecule: messenger RNA, 4271 nt
Organism: Erigeron canadensis
Lineage: Eukaryota; Viridiplantae; Streptophyta; Magnoliopsida; Asterales; Asteraceae
Product: auxilin-like protein 1
Exons: 6
Coding region: 32-3952 (1306 amino acids)
Biological process (GO): clathrin coat disassembly; clathrin-dependent endocytosis
Cellular component (GO): intracellular membrane-bounded organelle; cytoplasm; vesicle
Molecular function (GO): clathrin binding
Source: RefSeq, a predicted model, not a curated record
GCUCCAAAUAUACUUACUUUUACUUGCUAGAAUGGAGUCUGUUUCACGUCCUUUCCACAGACGAAAGCUUUCAAACAGUUAUUCCGGCAAGAACGCUUACGAAGGCGUGUUUUCCGGCCACCACCGUCGUCGGAAGUUUGACGGAGCUCCGGCGGUUAGUGUUAGUGAGUAUAAUGAAAUAUUUGGGUCUAAUGGUGGUGGUGAAGGCUCUAUUCCGGUUAUUGAUCUUACUAAUUUACAAGAAUCGUCUGAUUGUGUAAAUUUGAAUUUGGAAGUUAAGCCUGAUUAUACUCAGAUUUUCGGCGGUUUUCGUGACAAUGAUAUUGCGGUUAAUUAUCAAGAUUUGAUCUUUCGUGAUAAAGCUAGGGCUCCCUCAUCAACAAGCCACAGCUCCCAAGAUGCAGAUUAUUUGCCUGAUCAAUCUUCCGAUGACUUGAAGCAGUUCAACUUGUCAUAUAACAAAAUCAGCCAGAGGAGUAAAGGCGGUUUAGAUGGGACAACACAUGUCACACAAUUACAUGCUGUACCUGGAUUUACUUGUUUCAUAGAUGAAUCUGCUUCUCAACCAAAUAAGGAAACCGAGAACCAAAAAGCAUCUGUAACAAAUACAGCUCCUGAGAGACAAACCUCCCAAAAUGGUAUGGAAUCUAGAAGUAAACAUGGUGAAGAUAAUUCCCUAUUUGGUGAUGAGCGUUCCAAGACAUUUCAAACCGAUAUCAAAUCACAUCCCUCAGUAGUAACAUCGUCACCUGCAGCUUCAUCAACCAAUGAAGCACCUUCUCAGCCGAAGAAGGAAUUUGAGAAGCAAAAGUCCUCUGUUACUAAUAUUCAUCUCAGUGGAAACUCUAGGAAGGGGGAUUACCGUGAGAAACAAACUUCACAAAGAGCAGUGGAAUCUCGAAGUAAAGAUUUUCAAGAAAAUCUGUUGUCUGAUGAUAUAAAUGUUAAGAUAUUUCAGGCUGAACCUAAAUCACAUGUCUCCAAAGUAUCAUCACCUCCUGCACUUUCAGCAACCGUUGAUGAAGCAGCUUCUCAACCAAAAAAUGGAACCGAGAAGCAAAAAUCGUCUUUGACAAAUAAUGUUCAUCCCAUUGUCAACUCUAGCAAGGCAGACUUACAGGAGAAACAAACAUCCAGAAUUACUGUGGAGUCUAGCAAUGCAGAUUGUAAAUCACAUGCCUCCAAAGUAUCAUCACCUUUUGCACUUUCAGCAACCAAUGAUGAAGCAGCUUCUCAAUCAAAAAAUGGAACCGAGAAGCAAAAAUCGUCUUUGACAAAUAAUGUUCAUCCCAUUGUCAACUCUAGCAAGGCAGACUUACAGGAGAAACAAACAUUUAGAAGUACCGUGGAGUCUAGCAAUGCAGAUUGUCCCGAUGAAUCCUUAACCGAUGACAGAUACUUAAAGACGUUUCAGGCAGAUCUCAAAUCACAUCCCUCCAAAAUAUCAUCACAAUCCCCUGUAGCUUCAGCAACCAACUCAGAUAAAUAUUUUGAUUAUGAAACGAGAUCAACUGCUACAACUACCGGAACAUUUAAAGAUACUCCUGGAGAAUUUCCUCCUGUUUUCUUUGAUGAGGAGCUUGAUGAGAAUUCUGUGGCGGCUGUUUCUGCAGCGGCUUUAAGAAAAGCUAUAGAGAAGGCUCAAGAAAGUAUACGGAUUGCAAAGGAAUCAGUAGGCAGAAAGAAGGAAGGUCUUAGAGGAUUUUCAAGCAAAAGUUUCAAAGAUAGCUUGAAAGUUAAAGCUAGAGUGCCGAUUGUAAAUACAUGUGAAGAACAGAAAGAAAAAGAUGAUAGAAUGAAAGCAGCACAAGUAUUUUCAAAUGGAAGAAGUCACCAUAAGCAUGUUGGAACAGUACUACAUUCAGACUUUGCAGAUGGCGAGAAGCUUUUUGGUACUAAAAACGUUAUAAAUGACAUACAUGGGAAAAUCUUGGAAGCAGUCAAGGACUCUGAGAUCCCAUUAAGGCCUCCUCAUGAAUUGAGAGAUAAUAAGAUCGUUUGCAAUUCUGAAGAAGUGGUAGAUGAAACAAGGUCUUCUGAAGCAACUGAAAGUACUACAUAUGAAGCUCCCCAGAAGGAUAAUGAGAGAGCCAAUGAUUUUCUUGUGCUUGGAAGUUGUGAAAAGGGACCACGCGAGUCCGGGCAUGAUUUUGACUAUGACGAACCCGAUGAGCCGAAGGAGAAUAAACAUGAUUUUAGACCAAGUAUUACUCAUAAGCUGGCUGAAGAAUUGAACAACUUAACCGUGUAUCAAAAGGUGGAAGAUGAGACCCAAGACCAAAAUGGUUACAAAAAGAGAUUCAUUGAAGAAUUGGGGUUAUUGGAGAAUAAGAAGCAAGAGGUUCUUGAACAAGAAUCUGAUGAGAGUCUAGCAAGUGAAGAGAGUAAUUAUGAAGCAAGUGAGAAGGUGCUUGAAGAUGAGAGAGAACUAAAAGACACUGAAAGCCAAAAGGUUGAAGAUACAGGGAAGAAGUUUUAUGAUAUCCGUGAAGUGGAAACGGUCGAGAAUGCACCAAAUUAUGCCUAUAGCUUAGGAACUAGUGAAAUGUCUUCAAAAGAGGAAGAGAAUCACAAAGCAGAAGAAGCAUCAGAAAAGGUGGAUAAGAUUGAGGAACCACAGAAUUACGCGUCAUCAUCAAGUGACUAUGAUGAUGCAGAAGAAAGUGAGAGUGUGAGUGUGCAUUCACAAAAAGCCUGCAGAGAUGACCAAAACGAUAACAAUCCAGACUCAAGUCAAGAGAUCGAUGAUGUCAACAGCUGCUCAACUCAAGAGUUCCUAGUAGAAGACACAGAAGCAGUAGAAAAAGUGAUAUAUGAGAGCAUAUUUGUAGAUCAAAGAUCCUCUGAAGGCAGUGAUGAUGAAUGUGUUGAUGCGUCAAAUUCUGGUUUAGCUGACGUGGAUUUUGGACAAAAUGAUGUACGGUCUGAAUCAUCUUCAGACACAAUGCAUGGUAUGGAGAUUGAAGUUAAAGAAUAUAAAGAAACAGAAGAAAAAGUUGUUUCAGUGAAGGAAGGCGACAACAACCAUCAACAACUUCAUGAAGAAAGACCUGAAAUUAGAAUAAAGGAAACAGGAACAUCACAAGAACCCAAGGAUGAAAUUAGAGAUUCUGGGCCAAGCAAAAUAGUGGAAAAGGAGCAAACCAAAAGGAUCAAGGAAGUAACAGCUGAAGAAAGGGAGCGGGAGAGAGUAAAAUUAGCUGUGGAUAGAGCAAUUCGUGAGGCUCGUGAACGUGCUUUUGUUGAAGCUCGAGAGAGAGCUGAAAGGGCUGCAGCCCAAAGAGUACCUGUUGAAAUUAGACAAAAAGUAAUGGCUGACUCUCAAGACAAGGUCGCUAAAGCUUCUGAUAAAGCUUCCACACAGUCCAAGCUUAGAGCAGAACGCGCUGCAGUAGAACGAGCCACUGCAGAGGCUCGACAACGAGCUUUAGAAAAAGCAAUGUCACAGAAGAAAAUCUCUGAACCAAAAGUAGUAGUGAAUGAGAUCAAACAGACCUCAUCUUCUGUAACUCAUACAAGUACGGAGUCAGCUUUGAGAAGUAAAGCAAAAUUAGAAAAGCAUAACAGAAUCAUGGAACGCGCGGCUCAAGCUCUUGCGGAGAAAGAGAAGCGUGAUCUGCUUGUUCUUAGAGAACAAGCCGAGAGAAAUCGGUUGGCAGAAAAUCUUGAUGCUGAUAUUAAAAGGUGGUCAAACGGAAAAGAAGGGAACUUGCGUGCACUGCUUUCAACUCUGCAAUAUAUCCUUGGAGCGGAGAGUGGUUGGCAACCCGUGUCACUUACAGAGAUCAUAACGACUAGUGCAGUUAAGAAAGCUUACAGAAAGGCCACUCUUUGUGUGCAUCCUGACAAGUUGCAACAAAGGGGUGCAAGCAUUCAGCAGAAGUAUAUAUGUGAAAAGGUUUUCGAUCUCUUAAAGGCAGCUUGGAACAAAUUUAACUCCGAAGAAAGAUAGCAGCAGCAUAUGAAGCCGCACAAUUUCUGAGUUGGAUGAUGACUUUUCAAUCACCCAACUAGUAUUUGUAAUUGUAAGAUUUAGUUCAAGGUAUAGGAAUUUUCUUGAAAUUAUUAUGACUACCGAAUUUGGUAAAUUUGGAUUAUAUGACUAGUUUUUGUACAUACUAUUAGUUCCCAUUUUUUACUUUUGAAUGUUUGGUAGAAGUCCAAAGAAUUACAGAAGGUGAAAUUACAGUAGGAACAGGUUACAGUCUGGUACAUGUAUGUGCUAGCCAUUUAUAUUUCAUUUUUAACAAGGUUGACGGGGUUUGGAUUCA